GGUGAUGCCUCCCCUUUCCAACUUUUCAUCCAGCGGUUAGCGACGACACGUCCAAGAAAGGUGGUCUUAUUUGCUUUUCGUUUUUUUUUUUCAACUCAAGUUUCUUCCAUGACUCGAUACCUUACUGGACUAACGCCAGCGUUUCGGGCAACGAAGAUAAGAUAAUGAACUCUGGACUUUCUACACGGCUUUUCGUGACAUGUUUCCCGUCGUCCCGGAUAAAAUAAAAUAACAACGUAGCCCGGCGUGGCGGCAGCUGGGCGAAAAUUCAAUUGGAAGGAAAAUAGCGCACUCUCCCAAGUGAUUAUAAAAACAGAGACAGCAACAACUUUUGACCUGCCAGUUUUGAAGCAGAAUAGGAGAAUAAAAUGUCCUCCAAAGCUUCAAAUAAGAGUGCAGCGAUGGAGGAAACGGUCAUAUGGGAACAGCACACAGUGACCCUUCACAGGGCCCCAGGAUUUGGGUUUGGUAUUGCCAUCUCAGGUGGACGAGACAACCCUCAUUUCCAGAGUGGAGAGACGUCCAUUGUGAUAUCUGAUGUGUUGAAAGGAGGUCCUGCAGAGGGACUGCUACAAGAAAAUGAUCGAGUGGUGAUGGUUAAUGCUGUCUCUAUGGACAAUGUAGAGCAUGCCUACGCUGUGCAGCAACUCCGCAAGAGUGGCAAAAAUGCAAAGAUAACCAUCCGUAGGAAAAGGAAAGUACAAAUCCCUGUUUCGCGGCCAGGAGACAGGGAGACCAUGUCAGAGCACGAGGAAGAGGACAGUGAUGAGGAUGAUGGCUAUGAGCACCACAGCGGUCGUGGUGGCCAAAGUGCCUAUGGAGGAGCAAGCGGAGGCACAGGCACUGGCAGGCGUCAGGAACGUGAGCGUAGCAGCAGUGGCAGGCGGGAUCACAGUGCCUCGCGGGAGAGGAGUGUCUCACCGCGCUCUGAUCGCCGAUCACAAGCCUCGUCUGCUCCACCCAGGCCUGCCAAGGUCACCCUUGUCAAGUCCCGCAAAAAUGAAGCAGAAUAUGGACUCCGAUUGGCCAGCCACAUCUUUGUGAAGGACAUCUCUCCUGAGAGCCUUGCUGCCAGGGAUGGAAACAUCCAAGAGGGAGAUGUUGUACUUAAGAUCAAUGGCACAGUUACGGAGAACCUAUCAUUGAUAGAUGCCAAGAAGCUGAUUGAGAGGUCAAAGGGCAAACUGAAGAUGGUGGUGCAAAGAGAUGAGCGAGCCACGCUGCUCAACAUUCCAGACCUCGACGACAGUAUCCCAUCAGCUAAUAACUCCGACAGAGAUGACAUUUCAGAAAUACAUUCACUGACAUCAGAGCAUUCCAAUCGAUCCCACGGGAGAGGCAGUCGAUCACGUUCCCCUGACAGGCCUGAACUGUCGGACCAUCUCCGUCACUCACCUCGGCAGAUCAGCAAUGGCAGGAUGAGGGCAGGGUCACUGUUGCACAGAUUGCUUCCAAUCCACCGAAGUCGAGAUGAGGAGCGCAUAUCCAAACCAGGGGCCAUGUCCACACCAGUCAAAAGCUCUGAUGAUGGGGUCUUGUCACAGGCCAGCGACCAGGCCAGCUCCAGAGAUGACAAACAGUUACCUCCACUGCCUGAACCAAAGCCAGUUUAUGCACAGCCCGGUCAGCCUGACGUGGACCUGCCUGUCAGCCCCUCUGAUGCUCCUGUGCCCAGUGCCGCUCAUGAUGACAGUAUUCUCAGGCCGAGUAUGAAGCUGGUCAAGUUCAAGAAGGGAGAGAGUGUCGGUCUGCGGUUAGCAGGCGGGAACGACGUGGGAAUUUUUGUGGCAGGAGUUUUGGAGGACAGUCCUGCAGCCAAGGAGGGGCUGGAGGAGGGAGACCAGAUUCUCAGGGUGAACAAUGUGGACUUUGCUAACAUCAUUCGAGAGGAGGCUGUGCUGUUUUUGCUGGAUCUCCCAAGAGGAGAAGAAGUUACUAUUCUGGCUCAGAAGAAAAAGGAUGUGUAUCGGCGGAUAGUGGAAUCGGACGUGGGGGACUCCUUCUACAUCCGGACGCAUUUUGAAUAUGAAAAAGAGUCACCAUAUGGCCUGAGCUUUAAUAAGGGCGAGGUGUUCCGUGUAGUAGACACUCUCUACAACGGCAAACUAGGCUCCUGGCUCGCUAUCCGCAUUGGCAAGAACCAUCAGGAAGUGGAAAGGGGCAUCAUCCCCAACAAGAAUAGAGCUGAACAGCUGUCCAGUGUGCAGUACACCCUCCCCAAAACACCAGGAGGCGACAGAGCGGACUUCUGGAGAUUCCGAGGAUUGCGAAGUUCCAAGAGGAAUUUGCGGAAGAGCAGGGAGGACCUGUCAGCCCAGCCAGUUCAGACCAAGUUCCCUGCCUAUGAAAGGGUGGUGCUGAGGGAAGCUGGGUUCCUAAGGCCUGUGGUUAUCUUUGGGCCAAUAGCAGAUGUGGCCAGAGAGAAACUGGCCAGGGAUGAGCCAGAAGUUUUUGAACUAGCAAAAACACAGCAACAACAAGGAGGGGAAAAGAGUGAACCCAGGGAUGCAGGAACGGACCAGAAAAGCUCCGGCAUCAUUCGCCUGCACACCAUUAAACAGAUCAUUGACAGAGACAAGCAUGCAGUGCUGGACAUCACCCCUAAUGCAGUGGACCGUCUCAACUACGCUCAGUGGUAUCCAAUUGUGGUGUUUCUCAACCCAGACACCAAGCAGGGUGUCAAGAACAUGAGGACCCGCCUCUGCCCUGAGUCUAGGAAGAGCGCCAGGAAGCUCUAUGAUCGAGCCCUCAAAUUAAGAAAGAACAACCACCAUCUCUUCACUACAACCAUUAACUUGAACAGCAUGAAUGAUGGUUGGUUUGGAGCACUGAAAGAGAUAAUCCAGCAGCAGCAGAACCAGCUGGUGUGGGUUUCAGAGGGCAAGGCUGAUGGGGCAGCUGAGGACGACCUGGACAUCCAUGAUGACCGUCUGUCCUACUUGUCGGCACCAGGUAGUGAGUAUUCCAUGUACAGCACCGACAGCCGCCACACCUCCGACUACGAGGACACAGACACAGAGGGCGGAGCCUACACUGACCAGGAGCUGGACGAAACACUGAAUGACGAUGUGGGCCCACCCACGGAGCCUGCCAUCACCCGCUCCUCCGAGCCUGUUCGUGAGGACCCGCCUGUCAUCCAGGAGCCCCCUGGCUACGCUGGCUACACAGUGCAGCCGGACCCCCUGAACCGCAUCGACCCGGCUGGGUUCAAGGCACCAGUGCCGCAGCAGAAAGCAGAGGCCGCUGCCGUCCCUAGCAUCCCCCAGCAGCCUGAGCCCCUGGCUGAGACAAUGCCCCCUGCUGUCGACGUUACUGUAAAAACUGUAGGGGGUCUGAGCCCUGACGAGGCUCCUGCAGCUCCCCACAGCCAGCCAAGCCCCAACCCAGAGGCUGGCUCACUUAGGAGGCCCUCCCCCCAGCUAGCCCCUCAGAGCGUCACACCAGAACCUCUACAGUCUGGACUGGCCAGUUCCGAACCAAAGAUGUUUCAAAAGGAUCCAUACAACACAGACAACACAGGGCGUAUCGGUGGUCACAGCAUGAAGCCUGUGACUUUCAACCCUCAGCAGGGAUAUCACCCUGACCAGCAGCCAUACAGAGAUUACGACCACCCACCCAGUCGGUAUGAUGUCAGCAGCAGUGGAGUCAGCAGUGGAGGUGGUUACCCAGAACCAAAGUACCGUAACUAUGACUCUAACCCACCCUAUGAGAACAGUGUGCCUCACUACGACCAGCAACAGUGGAACCCCUACAACCAGCCGCUCUCUACUGCCAACUCCCAGGGCUACGAUCCCCGUUUGCCGUACAGUGAUGGCCCUGAAUCCCAGUACACCCCUCCUCUCCGCUACGACGAGCCCCCACCUCAGCAGGGAUUUGACGGGCGGCCUCGCUAUGGUAAACCAACAGGUCCAGGGCCUGUCCGUUACGAUGAUCCUCCACCUCCUGCCCCAGGGCCUGACCUGCACUAUGACCAGGAUUCUCACUUGAGUACGUACCCCACUGCUGCCCGCUCCCCAGACCCUGCUGCCCAGCGGCCUGCCUAUAACCAGGGACCAUCACUGCAACAAAAAGGCUACAAACCUCAGCAGUACGACCCCGUUCCUGUUAACUCUGAAACCAGCCCCACACCUCCUCCCAAGGCAGAGGCCCCCUCAACUUCCCCUGUGGAAGCUCCAAAAGCCGCACCCGCCAGAGACGAGCAACAGGAGGAUGACCCCGCCAUGCGGCCCCAGUCAGUCCUGACAAGGGUCAAGAUGUUUGAGAACAAACGCUCUGUGUCUAUGGACCGAGCCAGGGAUGCAGGGGAUUCAUCUGGGAACAGGGCAGCUGAUUUACCCUUGAAAGCAGGUGGAGUAAUCCCUAAAGCAAAUUCUCUGAGCAACCUGGAUCAAGAGAAAACCUUUAGAGCCCCAGAGCCGCAAAAGCCUCAGUCCAAGGUAGCUGAUGAUAUUGUGCGCUCCAACCAUUACGACCCUGAUGAGGACGAGGACUACUACAGGAAACAGCUGUCUUACUUUGACCGACUCCAAGCUGGCCCCAACAAACCCCAGCCACAAGCACAAACAACCCACAACUACCCCAGGACAGAGUCGGUGGAGAAACCAAGUCCAGUGGAGAAAAAAUAUGAACCUGUUCCCCAGGUGACACCAUCUCUGCCACCAGCCACACUGCCCAAACCCUCACCUGAAGCCAAACCUCCUGCCCGAGAGGACACUGUCCAGACCAACUUCCUGCCUCACAAGAGUUUCCCUGAGAAGUCUCCAGUUAAUGGCACAAGUGAGCAGCCUCCAAAAACAGUCACUAGCACCGGGGCUCCACCAGCAUCCAGCUACAACCGCUACACGCCCAAGCCCUACACCACCUCUGCCAAGCCUUUUGCACGCAUGUUCGACAGCCCCAAAUUCAACCACAACCUUCUGCCCAAUGACAAGCCUGACACUGCUCCAAAGGGCCGGAGCUCCAGCCCAGUGAAGCCUCAGGUAGCUCCACAGCCCCAGAACACAGACCAUGACAGUGGUCUGGACACCUUCACGCGCACUAUGGACCACCGCUCCAAAUACCAGCACAACAACAUCAACGCUGUUCCCAAGGCCAUCCCUGUGAGCCCCACUGCCCUGGAUGAUGAUGAUGAUGAAGAUGAGGGCCACACUGUGGUUGCAACGGCCCGAGGUAUCUUCAACUGUAACGGUGGCGUCCUGAGCUCCAUUGAGACAGGUGUCAGCAUAAUAAUCCCACAGGGUGCCAUACCUGACGGGGUGGAGCAGGAGAUCUACUUCAAGGUCUGCCGAGACAACAGCAUCCUGCCACCACUCGACAAGGAGAAAGGAGAGACUCUGCUCAGCCCUCUGGUGAUGUGUGGACCUCAUGGCCUCAAGUUUUUGAAGCCUGUGGAGCUACGCUUACCUCACUGUGCGUCAAUGACCCCUGAUGGUUGGUCUUUUGCUCUAAAAUCCUCCGACUCCUCGUCGGGUGACCCAAAAAGCUGGCAGAACAAGUCUCUCCCCGGGGACCCCAACUAUCUGGUGGGAGCCAACUGUGUUUCUGUGCUCAUUGACCACUUUUAAGGAUGGGCCAGCAGGUGUGAUGUUACUGAAUGUGGAACCAUGGUGGAUAAAAUGAAGAGGAUGGACACACGUACACAGGCGCGCGCACACACACACACACACACACACACACACACACACACACACACACACACACACACACACACACAUACAGAUACAUGCACUCCAAACAUACUGACACACACCACAUUAUGGAGUAUGAAGAAGAUCCAGUCAGUGCUGUUUACUGCACCCAUGGAUGAAGGCGAGACACUGAUGAUCAUUACAAGCUGUUCUUUAAACUCUUUUUCCCAAUUUGAAGUUUUGAUGUGAAAUGAAACCAUUGAUGCAUGCCCCAUGCCACUGAGGAUUGACAUUAUAUAUACUGUAAGGCAAUGUUUAAUGUAAUUUCUACAUGAAUAUAGAUGGAUGGAUGGCUUUUGAGGCAGCGUACAUGCUUCAAAAAUAUUUAUGCUAUAUAUGCAUACAGUAUAUAUAGUAGUAUAGUGAAGAUUUACUAAAAUUUUACUCAUGGAUUCAGUCAACAUCUUGUUAUUUUCCAGUUCAGGUGACUGAAAGCAAAUAUGUAUCUCCACCUAUUUUUUCCACAUUGAGGGAACUUUAAUAAAGGUUUGAGACAGAUGUGAGAUAAAACCAGAGAUGGUGACAUUUGCAAGUAUCUGUAGAAGGAGCAAAAGCUGGAUAUGAACCCAAGCAGCACACUUUUAGAGACGUUCUUCCUUCCUCACCCCUUCCUUUACUCUUCCUUUUCCUACAGUAAUAUCUUGUAGCUUACUUUCUUACGGAUUACCACGUCUCUCCUUCCAGCCUGAGGGAGAUCUAUGCAUGUUCUUUGCUCAGGUCCAGUAGCCUCCUCAGUUCCUUCCUCACAUCUAUUUCUAUCGCUCUCUCUCUCUUUCUCUCUCUCUCUCUCUCUCUCUCUCUCGCUCUCUCUUUUUCCUCUUUCUUCUCUUUCUAUCUUUUUCUGUCUGUGCACUCUUGCACUCUCACACAAAUAAGCAGUGAUGCCUUAUCUGCAGAUUAUUCACUUUUCAUUAAGAAAAAAAAUAAGUUAUGAUAAAUUAUGGUAUAAUGUCAUUUGUUUUGCCAUUUCAUUUUUUGUGAACCCACUGUAUAAAUGAACUUGGGUUUAGCUCACAAUAACAGUUGAUAAAGGAUAACAAAGGUAUGCUCUUCUUUUAUCUGCUAUGCAUUACUUAAAUAAAAGAUAAAAAAAACAACAAAAACAAGAAAACAGAAAAGAAGUGGCUGUAAAUAAAGCUAGCAUAUUGCCUUGUUUCUUUUGUUUGUAAAUGAACUUUUUGUAUGUCUUUCUUUUUUGUAUAAAACUUAGAGAAAACAUGUUUUAAAAAGUGGAAGAAAGUGAACGUGGUUAUCUUUGUAUUCUGGAUAUACCCUCGAGCCUUGGAACUUAUAACCUAACAAUAAUACAUCACACCUUUUCUACCAAUAUAUUCACACUAUGUUACGGUCACAAAAAGCUCUUUUUAUGGCUAUUUAAGGAUCAGGAAAGUACUUGGCCUAAAAUACAUUUAAAACAUGUUCUUUUAAAAGGGUGUGCUCUCUCAAAGUGUUCCCCUCACUGAUUUGUGAUACUGGAUGCUGUAUUGUGUGCCCUUAAAUGUAUUUUUGUACUAAUAGACAAUAUAUUAUGUAUGGCACACCAGUACCAUUUUAUUUUUAGAUAUAACACGGCUUUAAUUGGAUAUUAGCUCUUCACGUGUGGCUGACUUUUUUUCUCCUCUGCAACACAAUUUUAAGUAUACCACUGUAUUAAUAAAU
Messenger RNA from Seriola dumerili (greater amberjack), 7346 nucleotides. RefSeq names its product tight junction protein ZO-1-like (gene tjp1a). Gene Ontology annotation, biological process: protein localization to cell-cell junction; cell-cell adhesion; positive regulation of blood-brain barrier permeability. Gene Ontology annotation, cellular component: bicellular tight junction; plasma membrane. The record is from RefSeq and is a predicted model, not a curated record. The transcript has 31 exons. NCBI's taxonomy places the organism in Eukaryota, Metazoa, Chordata, Actinopteri, Carangiformes, Carangidae. Bases 369 to 5564 code for a protein of 1731 amino acids. Gene Ontology annotation, molecular function: cell adhesion molecule binding.